Molecule: messenger RNA, 1937 nt
Organism: Tyto alba (common barn owl)
Lineage: Eukaryota; Metazoa; Chordata; Aves; Strigiformes; Tytonidae
Exons: 2
Coding region: 838-1746 (302 amino acids)
Source: RefSeq, a predicted model, not a curated record
GAGAGGAGAGAGCGUCAGACCGGCCAACCCAGGCCCUCCACGCCCGUCCUGGGGACCCCCCAAUCCCCUAAACGCAGGGGUCUGUCAGGAGCCUGGGGAGCCCGUGCCGUUCUGCAGCGAACCCCCAUCGCAUCCGGCCCGGAUUGUCCCAACCCGCCUGACAGGCCUGACCGAAUUCCUUCCCCGUGAAGCACAGCGUCCCCGCGCCGCCCCCACACCCAGCCGGGCCCCGCGGGCGCCCGCCGUGCCCACCGGCUCCAUGCUGUCACCAGUGGCCCCACUGGGACGCUCGGCCAUGCCAGGUACCGGCAUCCCAGCUCUGCCAGUGGCCGCCUUCCUGUCAGCACCCUUAUCUCCCCGAGGCCGGCACCAGCCCAAGGGCGGCACCAGGCAACCCCGUCCGCGCCCUCCAUUCACACCCAGGCCGAGGGGCUCGGGCUCCCGGCACAGCCCGAGCCCCCCGGUGAGCCCAGCCCAGAGGAGGGAGCCGUGCCGGGGGCCGGAGGCAGAGCUGGACCCCAUCCAGGGUUGGCACAGCCCCUGAGAGGCACUCUGCUCCUCCCAGGAUAUCCGCGAGCAUCACCCCCAGAGCGGUGCCACGGGCACACAGGCACGGUGAGUGGAGGGGGGGGCACAGCUCCAGCACCUUCCCAAUUGUGCCGAGCCCAGAACUCACCCAAAGGAGCUUUGGUGACUGCUCCGUCCCCGAGGCAGGGAUCCCUCCCUCUGCCCAGGGGGGACGCAGGGGCACUGGAUGGGCCUCGUACCCCAGGACAGGCCAGGCAUGGAGGAGAGGGAGGGAGACCCCAAGCUGCCCAGGGCCAGCCCGUCUCGCCCAUGGAGGGACACACCGUGCCAGGCCACCCACCCAGUCUUGGGGGCAAGGGGCACGCUGCUGCCAGCUCCCCCGGGAACAGCUGGAGCCCCAAAGCAGAGGCGGGGGGCAAACCCAUCCGGGGACCCCACAGAGAUAGCCAGGGGAUGCCCCAGCGCCAGGCACAAGGGAGUAGCCAUGCCCUAGCCCGAGUGCGGGAGCCAGCCGCUGCCGGGGGCCACCUCCCUCCUCCGAGGGGCCAGCUGGGCCCUGGGAGAAAAGGGAGGGAGGACGGGCACGUACCUGGCUCAGGAGAAGCCCAUCUCUGCCCCGGUUACACUUUGCAGCCGUGCCGGGGCCCAGCCAGAGGCCUCGGCUCACAUUUCUGCGUCUGCCGGGCCUCUCGGGACCGACCAAGCCUAAAUAUAGUCACAGCUUGGGUGGCCACAUGCGAGCGGGGGGGAAGAAGGGGGGGCUGCUCACACUGCCGCUCCCCAGUGCCGGGAGAGGGCAGGCGUGGAGCGGCCCCGGCACCCCAGGCUCGGCUCCUUGGGGAGCGGGGAGCUGAGGAGGGGGUUUUGGCAAGCACAAAACUGCUCACCACCUCGACGAUGAGUGAGGGGGUUGCAGGGGAUAAAGUCUGCCCCAGCCCUCCGCCAGGAGAGUUAAACAUUAAACGGCCCCGAUUUGGAAAAGGGCGGGGACACGAUGCGCAGCCCUCAGUGCUGCUGAGAGAUGAGCAACACCCCCUGCCCCCCAAAACAGCUUGUAAUAAAGUUGCAGAGACAGCCCCAGUGAGCUGGCAGAGGCAAAGGAAGGGGUCUGUGCUCAGCUGGCCAGAGGCAGCAGAGCAAAAAAAAAAAAAAAAAAAAAAAAAAAGUGGGGGGGGGGGGGGGAAAAAAAAAAAAAAAAAAAAAAAAAGAGACAGAUGAGCGCGGGGGGAGCCCACCCCGGGGCCGUGCUGCCCCCUCCCCGGGGUGCGGCAGGUCCCGUCCCGGGGGCGGGGGCGGGGGGGGAAGCGCCGAGGGGGGUUUUGCAACAAGAGGAGCCGCGGCGGCCGCUGCCUCCCCCGCGCCGGGAGAGGCCCGGGCUGCGCUGGGCCCCGCCGGGCCGGGGGCGGUGG